AAACGCACUACAGAAAAAUGGCGGAUAAGUCUUUGCCAUGGGGUUUGCGAACGGACAAAUUAACCCCUGGCUCGACAAAGGCAAUAUCGGAGAGCAAAUUAAAGGCAUUUGAAGUAGGUACUAUGAAUAUUGGAAAGAAAUCUCUGUCAAAAAGAGAACAGGAGGAAAUAAAGAAAAAGCAAGAUGCACAUGCGGCAGCUCAGGUUUAUGAGGAGUUUGUGGCCUCCUUCCAGGACAGUGGCAAGCAAAGCAAGGCCUGGGUCAAGGGUGGAGUUGUCAACCCAGUGGAGAAGUCCUCACCCUCCGGGAAACCUGAGAAAAGCAAACUAUACAAACCCACCUCUAAGCUAGCAGAAUUGGCAUCAACCUUUCAGUCUGUGAAGGAAGCCAAAAAGAAGGAUGAUGAUGUUGAUGACGACAAGUAUGACAAUAGGUCGUUUACAGAUAGAUCCAGCUUCAGUGUGGGAAAGAAGAAGAAAGAAGACCAAAAGAAGAAAAGUAAUCUAGAAAUAUUUAAGGAAGAAUUAAAACAAAUACAGUUGGAGAGAGAAGAACGACAUAAGUGGAAAUCAGGUAUCAAAAAUCAGGGGUUUGACCCGGGGACGGAGCCCAUGGAGGACAGAUUUGGAAAGUAUGAAGCCUCACUAGAGCCUGGAUUUAAUAAAGCUGACAACAUGCGACUUGGUCCAUAUGAUCCCGCGGACGAAAGUACAACAAAUAUUUACGUAGGCAACAUUAAUCCAAAGAUGACUGAGCAACAGUUGUGCGAGGUAUUUGGGAGGUACGGCCCCCUUGCUAGCGUGAAAAUCAUGUGGCCACGAACAGAUGAAGAGCGCUCGAGGGGAAGGAACUGUGGUUUUGUGGCCUUCAUGAACAGAAAAGAUGGGGAGAGAGCCAUGAAUUCACUCAAAGGCAAAGAAGUGAUGCAAUUUGAAAUGAAGUUAGGUUGGGGUAAGGCUGUGCCCAUACCGCCCCAUCCGGUCUAUAUACCUCCCGCUCUAGUCGAGUUAACUCAGCCUCCACCCCCGUCUGGGUUACCAUUCAACGCCCAGCCGAGCAAGAGCAGUCGCCGACUACGAUCUGAAAAAUUAUAUGGCAAUGUGCCACCUCCAGGCUUGAACGGAUCAGUUAAAGAUGAGCCAGCAGAGGAUAUAGAGAAGACUUUAGCCAAAGCUGUUGUGAAAGUGGUAAUUCCCACAGAAAGAAAUCUUCUGUGUGUGAUACAUCGCAUGAUCGAGUUUGUUGUUCGAGAAGGUCCAAUGUUUGAAGCCAUGAUCAUGAAUCGAGAAAUCAGUAACCCGAUGUUCAGGUUCCUGUUCGACAACCAAAGUCCGGCACACCUCUACUACAGAUGGAAAAUGUUCACCAUUCUUCAGGGUGACUCGCCCUACCGGUGGAGGACUGAGGAGUUUAAGAUGUUCAAGGGUGGAUCCCUGUGGAAGCCGCCUCCCAUGAACCCCUACACCCAGGGCAUGCCGGAUGAACUGGUCCGUGAGGAUCUUACUUUCGACCAGGAAGAUGAGGUUGUCACCAAGAAGGGCCAGUUAACCGAUAGCCAAAGAGACCGGUUAGAAGACACACUGCGUGAACUCACACCAGAGCGAAUGAAGAUUGGUGAUGCCAUGGUAUGGUGCAUGGAUCAUGCUGAAGCAGCUGAGGAAAUCGUGGAAUGUAUUACAGAGUCUUUGUCCAUACUACAGACUCCCAUCCCUAAAAAGAUUGCAAGAUUGUUUUUGGUGUCCGAUAUUUUAUUUAACAGUAGUGCUAAAGUCCCCAAUGCUUCAUUCUUUAGAAAAUGUUUUCAAAUUAAAUUACGGGAAAUAUUCAAAGAUGUCCACGAGACCUAUGUAAACAUUGAUGGCAGGUUAAAAGCAGAACAGUUUAAACAAAAAGUGAUGGGUUGUUUCCGAGCUUGGGAAGACUGGGCUAUUUAUCCUAACGACUAUCUGAUAAACCUACAGAACAUCUUCCUUGGCCUCGUCCCAACAAAGGGCGUUACUACUAAAUUGCCUGGCAUUGACCACUCGGACAGUGAGGACCUAGAUGGGGCCCCUAUUGAGGACUUAGAUGGGGNUCAUGCAUUUGAUUCUGAUUUAGUUGGUGAGUACCCGAGAAAAAAUGAUCGUGAGGAGGUUCGUGGUAGGUCACCUGUAGCUCCGAAGUUCCUCAAGUCUAAGUGGGAGACUGUCGACGAUGCCGAGCUUGAGGCUCAAGCCAUGACAACGUCUAAGUGGGACCUACUGGACAACCAAGAGGAAGAGGAGGAGGAAGAGGAAAAACCCCAAGGGGAGGUCUAUGAAGAUAUUGAUGGACAACCUCUAGACGAAGAGGAAGGGUACUCCCGAGGAACAGCUUCAGACGAAGAGAGUUUCCAGGACUACUCCGAGUAUCAUCACAAACAGGAAAUGACUGAGGAGAGGAGAGCAAAACUUAGGGAGAUAGAGGUGAAAGUUAUGAAAUACCAAGACGAGCUUGAGGCUGGAAAGAGAUCAAGGAAAAAUCAUAUCCCUAUAUCACAACAGGUGGAACACUACAGAAAGAAACUACUGCAGAAGGAAACUGACUCACCGGGAAGAGAUCAACGAAAGCGCCAUCGCUCGCCGUCCUUCUCUCCUGCUUAUAGAUCCAUCUCAAGUAGUCCAAAAAGAGGCUCAAAAAGAACGAAAAGUCCUAAGAGGUCACGAAGGUCAAGGUCAAGGUCAAGGUCACCACACAAGAGGUCAACUUCCAGAAGUCCAAGUAGACAUCGUCACAAACACAAAAAAAGCAAGCAUCGGAUGUAGGGGCGGAACGGGGUGGGGUUGGGGGUUAUAUAAAGAAACAAGGGUGGGCAUUCAUUGUUGAUUUAAAGGAUUUGUGUUAAUGAAGUUUGGAAGCUUGUUCAUCAUUCUCCUAAACAUGUACAAAUGUUCUCACCUCAUGAUGCAUGAUUUGAGCUGAAAUGUUUCAUUCUGUGUACUCUGUAUAUUUUGGAUAUGUUUUGCAGCAUAAUCAUUACCUUAGAUUGAAGUUGUCAAAUUUAUCCUGAACACAUCAUUCACAGAAGACUGAACGCAAUUCCCUCUUGAUAGACUACAAUGUGUAACGACUGAUAUUGGUGAUAGGUGAUCAGAAUUGAAUUAUUAUCUUUUCACAUUCAACUUUAAUUUCUAAGCUUACAUCGCAAAAGGGCACACUGUACUUCAAAUUUUCUGAUAUGUCUGGUCAUGUGUCAAUAUUUGGUUAAAUAAUAAAAUUGACCAGUUCUGUGACGAACUCGGAAGAAACUGAGGCUAUUUAAUGUGUUUCUUGUUUUCAUAGCAAGUGUUACUUUUCUCAAUUGCAUUGAUAAGUUAAGUUUAACCUCAAAUUACUUCAAACUUAGUUUUGUUAGCUGUAUCAUGGAAAGUGCAUAUGGAGUUUAAACCUAGUAUGUAUAGUUUAAAAAAGAAAGGUCAGUUUAGAAGUUUACCAUGUCAUGUUAGUCAAGUUUGGUAAAACCAUAUGCCCAGUCUUAUUUAUAAUACAAAAUUUGGCCAUUUUCAAAAUGGUCUAUAUGACAAAAUGAUAAUUUUAGGGUUUAAUUAUUUAAAUAGGAUAUUUUCGAUAGGUAUUUGCAAUGUGAGUUGAAAGACGUUGUUCAGGUUUAAAUAUAUGCUGUAACAUUGCCAAUUUUUUAAUAGUUGGUGAAUUUGCCAGGAACAAGGUCUACAUUUCUCAAAUCUUUCACUUUAAAUAGUAACGAUGUCAAAUUAAUUCAUCUGAUCAAUUAAAAUAUUCUCAAAUAAAUUUCAAAUAGAUGAAUUAUUUUUCUAAUGUUUUUUGGACUAUUAAUGCACCUGUAAAAAUUAAAAUUUACAAUAUUUUAAUAAUGCAAUAUUUGAGGGGAUUUUUGAAAGAAUUAUUUCCCUGUAGCCAGAAUGUGAAAUUUAUUUGUAUGUUCCGUUCCCUGGUGUGGUUGGCACAGGGGUUUGCAGGAUUUAUCUUUUUGUUCAUGAACACGUAUACAGUAUGACAAUUUUUUUGAGAGAGGCACUGUUCAUAAAUGAACUUGUAAGUGCACAAUAUACAAUUUUUACAUCUUUAAGAGAAAUGUGUUGUUUCAAAGCCUUGCUGGUAAAAUUGCGUUUGAUAGCGUUUAUUCUGUAAAAUCGAAAAUUUUCGUGGGACAUUAAAUUUCGUUUAUUUCGUGGAUAACAAAAAUCCACAAAAUUAAAUCCCCACGAAAACAU
Molecule: messenger RNA, 4211 nt
Organism: Mizuhopecten yessoensis (Yesso scallop)
Lineage: Eukaryota; Metazoa; Mollusca; Bivalvia; Pectinida; Pectinidae
Product: U2 snRNP-associated SURP motif-containing protein-like
Exons: 24
Coding region: 18-2783 (921 amino acids)
Biological process (GO): RNA processing
Cellular component (GO): nucleus
Molecular function (GO): RNA binding
Source: RefSeq, a predicted model, not a curated record